CCAAAAAAAAGUUAAUCACAAUGGUAAAAACAUGGACUGAGAGAAAGCCCGUAUAGCCCAAAGUUUCCAAGCUUGUAUAAGGCCCAACCAAAUAACCUAACGAGUUUAAAGUUCAAACGUGAUGAAACGUUACCGUUUUAGCGUUUCUCAUGUUUCUUCCAUAUAAAUAGUUUUAGUUUUGUAGAAAACCCUAAUCGACGACGGCCAUUAUGAUAAAUGACGGCGGAGCUAAACCGGAGACGCUGCUUAGGGUUGCAGAAAUCGGUGGAAGAGGAAGGAGUUUGGUGGCGGCACAGUCUCUUCGUGCUGGACAAGUUAUCCUCAGAGAGUCUCCUCUCCUUCUCUACUCUGCUUUUCCAUUUCUCUCCUCCUCUGUUUCUCCUUACUGCGACCAUUGUUUCCGUUUGUUAGCUUCAUCGGCGCAUCAGAAAUGUCAAUCUUGCUCUCUCGUCUCCUUUUGUAGCCCUAAUUGCUUCGCCUCUCAUACUCCUUGGCUCUGCGAAUCUCUUCGCCGGCUUCACCAAUCAUCCUCCUCUGCAUUCUCCGAUCAACCUUCUGAUCGUCAAGUCCAAGCUCGUUUCCUCCUCUCUGCUUACAAUCUCGCCGCUGCUUCUCCUUCUGAUUUCCAGAUUUUGCUCUCUCUCCAAGGUAGUGGCAGCAGCAAUGGAGAUCCUUCUUGUUCUGCGGGUGAUUCUGCAGCUGCUGGGUUUCUUCAUUCUCUUUUAUCUUCCGUGUGUCCAUCUCUUCCGGUGUCUAUCUCGCCGGAUCUCACGGCGGCUUUACUGUCAAAGGAUAAAGUUAACGCCUUUGGUCUGAUGGAACCGUGCUCUGUUUCGAAUGAGAAAAGAUCUGUGCGAGCUUAUGGGAUUUAUCCAAAGACUUCGUUUUUCAAUCAUGAUUGUCUUCCUAAUGCUUGUAGAUUCGAUUAUGUUGACUCUGCUUCUGAUGGUAAUACUGAUAUCAUCAUUAGGAUGAUUCAUGAUGUUCCUGAAGGUAGAGAAGUUUGUUUAAGCUACUUCCCUGUGAACAUGAACUAUUCGAGUAGACAAAAGAGAUUGCUUGAGGAUUACGGUUUUAAGUGUGACUGUGAUCGGUGCAAAGUGGAAUUUAGUUGGUCUGAAGGUGAGGAAGAUGAGAAUGAGAUUAUGGAAGAGAUGGAGGAUCAAGAUGAACAAGAAGAGAUGGAAGAUUCAGUAGGUGAGAAUGAAGAAGAAGUUUGUGGAAAUGGUGUGGAUGAUGAAUCUAAUUUUCCUCAUGCUUACUUUUUUGUGAGAUAUAUGUGUGAGAAGGAGAAUUGUUUUGGCACUCUAGCUCCGCUUCCCCCGAAGACUCAUGAUGCUUCGAGAGUUCUUGAAUGUAAUGUUUGUGGAAGCGUUAAGGAGGAUGAAGUUGGCGUAAAUCAAUGAGGAAGGUUAGCUUAAAGAAUUGAUCAGCCGAAAAUCUCAAGCUUGUUUGAUGCAGCCAGACCCAAACAACAAGAGACUUGUCUUGGACCACAUCGUUAAUCAAUGUUGUUUGUUGUUUGAUGUUUACUUUUUUUUUUUUACUCAGUUUUGAAAAUUCGAUAAGUAUUCUAGCUCUAGAAUUCCAUAUCUAGGUUUUUUGUUUUCUCCUAGAUAGUCUGAAGAAUCAAUUGUAAUGGUCUGUGGAAUUACACGGAAACAGUUUUGUUGUAAUAAUGGAGCAUCAGUUUUCUUUGGUUGAAUGAAAAAUCAUAAUUUUUUUGACU
Arabidopsis thaliana (thale cress) is the source of this 1729-nucleotide messenger RNA. RefSeq names its product ASH1-related protein 2 (gene ASHR2). Gene Ontology annotation, cellular component: chromosome; nucleus. Gene Ontology annotation, biological process: chromatin remodeling. Bases 210 to 1406 code for a protein of 398 amino acids. The transcript has a single exon. Gene Ontology annotation, molecular function: histone methyltransferase activity. The record is from RefSeq and is marked reviewed. Lineage: Eukaryota; Viridiplantae; Streptophyta; Magnoliopsida; Brassicales; Brassicaceae.